GGUUACAAAGCGAAGUUCUUGAACUUGGCAGAGACAAAACCCUCCUUCUCUCUUCUGUCGCUAAUACCAUCAUCAAUGGAAGAUUCUCCAUUUCUUUUCGUUUUCUAGGGCUUUUCAUCUUCUCCCGUCUUCUGGAUGGAAAUCGCCUCUAUAUUCUCCGAAACUUUCUCCAUCCUUCUAGCCCUAGUUUUCACUGCUCUCUGUUGUUCCUUCGCGGUCGUCUCUGUUCGCUUGAAAUCCAAAUCAGUCGAUUCUGACGGCGGUGGCAAAACAUUUCCCAAACAUCCUUGCGAUUGCAUCUGUUCCUGUGUCGUCGACGACGCUACAAACACGGAAAUCAGAACGACGGCAUCCAACAAUCCUGAUUCCAACGGAGGUCUUAUGCCGGGUAAAUUACAGAUGGGGGCCUCCAUGAUGGAACAGCUGGUUCCCGAAAUCACUAAUCAUGCUCUCAGUUAUUUGGAUUAUCCUAGUCUUUGCAGGUUAUCGAUGACUAAUUCUCUGAUGCGUAAGGUUGCUAAUGAUGAUGAUGCUUGGAAAUCACUUUAUCAAAAGGAUUUCACAUUGGAACAGCACAAUGUGAUACCAGAUAAUGGUUGGAAGGCUUAUUACGCGGUUACAAAAGCUCUUUUGAAUGUUAAUGCAGAAUUCUUUAACAUUAUCAGAGAUAGAUCGCUUGAAGCAAUGGAUAAUCUUUGGCUUAAUGCAGACUAUGUCAAAUGCGUGCAUGCCUCUGGGGAAUCCUUUUCUGGUUACGAAGCAGUUAUGAGAAGCUGGCAGUUUGCGUUUAAUUGGGAUCAAGUGGUGGUUGAUUUCCAGGUUCAAGACCCUUGUAUUCGUGUAGUAACAGGUAUGGCUUGGAUUACUAUGAAGGCGUUUGUUGAAGAAGAAGGUGCUGGGCCUUACAACGUGACUAACAUUUUUGAAUUCAGUAAUGGUCAGUGGCAUAUGGUUCAUCAUCACUGCUCUCCCUACAUUUUGCAGGGUUUAGAGUAAGAGAUAGUAUGAAAGGAAAUGAGAGUAAAUAUUUGAAUUUUAACUGCAAAGAUUUUACAGUAAACCUUUUUACUAUUGAAAAUGUUUGAAAUGUUAGCUGAAUUCUCAAGUUUUAGGCCUCUUUAUUUGCUCUUUUUUAGUUGUUCUGGCUGCACUACCUGGUUUUCUCAUCUGGGUAUGGAUCAGAAUGAGUUUCUAUAUUUGGUAUAUGAAGUUUCAGAUUAAUAUACACCUAAAAAAGGUUGUUCCUCA
Molecule: messenger RNA, 1248 nt
Organism: Impatiens glandulifera
Lineage: Eukaryota; Viridiplantae; Streptophyta; Magnoliopsida; Ericales; Balsaminaceae
Product: F-box protein SKIP8-like
Exons: 3
Coding region: 136-996 (286 amino acids)
Molecular function (GO): protein binding
Source: RefSeq, a predicted model, not a curated record